CUUACUUCCUCAAACCUCCUUAAACUUUUUUUUAAAUCUCAAGGAACGAUACUCACAUUGAUAUCUUGAAAUCGUAUUCUGCGAACAAUGGCGCAGCAAAUCACGGCCCGCAAGCAGCAAGGUACAAACCCUUAUUACAUAUUGGAACUCUCAAAACUAACUAUUUACAAGAGCUUCAAAACCAGUACACAAGCUACAAAAAUGGUCUGCAGCAGAUAGCCUCAAAAAUUGGUGACGUAGAGACAGAAGCAGAGGAGCACAAGUGAGUUCCAGACUUGUUUUUUUACUCCUCACAGAAAGGCAUUACUUCCCUAGGUUUGGGAUAUCAUGAACGCACAUUUGACAACUCAAAAUCUCACCGCUUGAAAGCCUCAUGCUCACCGCAAUUAUUCCAAUAGACUUGUUCUCGAAACGCUUGAACCUCUUCCUGGCGACCGAAAGUGCUUUCGAAUGAUAAAUGGUGUGUUGGUUGAGCGGACUGUAAAGGAUGUGGUGCCGGCUCUAAAGACAAACUCAGAAGGUCUACGGAAAGUCCUAGAAGAUUUGGUCAAGCAAUACAACAGCAAACAGUCUGAGAUGGAGAAAUGGAAGGUACUGAAGCAUCAAUUCCCUGGUUUAGAAAUCACCUGCUGACGAGUGUCGUUGCACAGAAGAAGAACAAUAUUCAGGUCGUGCAGCAGUGAUAGCGCCGGCACUUGUCACAUAUAUUGGAGUAUGGGCGUUGCAUCAACAACAAAGAUGGGUGAAAUCUACUUUGGCUUAUAAGGCGGUCAAUAAGGUGGCAAGGACUUGCCGGGCCAUCCUUUUGCAUAAAGGGGAAGUAAAUUUGACAUACGCGGGGAAGCAUUCAUGCCCAAGAUUUCGAGUUGUCAGAAACUGAGUUACUUCGAAGGUUGUGAUAUUCUUAUGUGCAUCAUGAGAGCCCUGUACGACGUCAUAGUAAUAUUGGAUUGCUCGUAAAUCGGUGGAUAAAUGAGAACAUCUAGACCCGAUAU
This is a messenger RNA of Sclerotinia trifoliorum, 995 nucleotides long. Lineage: Eukaryota; Fungi; Ascomycota; Leotiomycetes; Helotiales; Sclerotiniaceae. The record is from the annotation of a GenBank genome assembly.